UUUCCAAAGCGGAGCCCUUUCCCUCAGGGUUGAAGAGGAGAUACAUUUUUACUCUCAGACCGAGGGACGGAUCUGAGAUGAUCUGAGUCAGCUUCUACGCUUCCUGAACUCGGGUUUUUCUGAGUCCAAGUGGCCACUAUUCGCUGGAUUCUCGUUUCUCUCUUCCUCCAUUCAGUACUUUAUCCGCAAGCUCCACUAUGGACUCUCAGCUCUACCGCUGUGACAACUUUACUUGGGUGGAGAGCGGGAGCUCCGCAGCGAUCGGCGGGAUGCUUUUUGGUGCUGGACUGUUGGGCAACGUACUGGCUUUGAUACUGUUGACUAUGCCUCGGCUGCGGUCUUGCCCUCCGAGCUCUCCUCCUUCAGUCUUUUAUGUUCUGGUGUGCGGCCUGGCUAUUACAGAUCUGAUGGGUAAAUGCCUCUUGAGCCCUAUGGUGUUGGCCACCUACACACAGAACCGGACCUUGAGAGAGUUGGUUCCAGGCUCCAGAAACUUGCUGUGCCAUGUUUUUGCCUUCUUCAUGGCAUUUUUCGGGCUUGCUUCCAUGCUCCAGCUAUUGGUAAUGGCUCUGGAAUGCUGGCUGUCACUAGGAUAUCCAUUUUUCUACCAACGUCAUAUCACUCUACCCAGAGGGGUGCUAGUGGCGCCUGCGGUUGGAGUAUUUUGCUUCUUUUUCUGCGCCCUGCCACUGGUGGGCUUUGGAAAGUACGUACAAUACUGCCCAGGAACUUGGUGCUUCAUACAGAUGGCAAGUGAGCAGCGUUCUUUGUCAGUAGAAGGCUACUCGAUCCUGUAUGCUACACUGAUGGCAAUGCUCGUCUUGGCCACGGUGCUAUGCAACCUAAAUACCAUGCGGAAUCUCUAUGGAAUGCACGAGCGGUUCUCCCAUCUUCCUCGCUCUGUGCCUAAGGACUUAGCUGGAUUCAGAGGGAAACAGAAGGAAUCAGCUCACACCCUCCAGCCUCUCGAGGCACUGGAUCACCUUUUGCUACUAGCAGUCAUGACGGUGCUCUUUACCAUCUGUUCCUUGCCUUUCAUUGUUCGUGCUUAUUUUGGAGCAUUUUCAGUUGGCAAUAAUAAAAAUGUAACACUGGAAGAAAAAGAAGAUCUCAGAGCCUUGAGGUUUCUAUCUGUAAAUUCAAUUGUGGAUCCUUGGGUUUUCAUCAUCUGCAGGACAUCAGUAUUUCGUCUUUUUUUCCGCAAGUUUCUUAGAAAGCCUCUUACUAACAGAAGUUGGUCCAACUACAAUUCCUGCAAAAGAGAUACUGAAUCCAACCUGUGACAAUUUUAUAAUCUCUGGUAACCUGAAUACUUUAUCAUAUAAUUUAUUUACGUAGUAAAAGCGCUAUUUUAAAUCAUUAUUAAAGUAAGUCCUUAUCUCCCUUAACAUGACAAUCUCAGGGGUGCUUGGGCAUAUUAAUUGCAAAUGUUACUCUAGAAUUAUAAAAUAUAUCAUAGUUCAGUGCAUUUUCCAUUUCGCAUCAAAAACUGUAACUAAAGCUUUGUGAUCAUACAAAUAAUGUCAAGUCUUCAAGUGAAAAUGUUCUAGUACUUUAUUUCACUAUUUAAAAUAGUUAUUAGAUAUAUGUCUUUUCAUUUUUUUAUGUAGUAAAAACAAAAGUGCACACUUCGAGGUAUUGGUAGAUAUUCUGAAAACACAAUGUCUUAUGCUUCUUCCCAAUCCCUUUUUACUAUUUCUGAUAGUCUUCUCUGAUAGUCCCAGUUUACCCUAGUUGUCUCUGAAGUAAACAGUCUUUCUCAAAUUACCUUUUAUUUAUUCAUUCAUUCAUUCAUUCAUUUACUCAUUCACUCAUUUAUUUAUUUAUUCAUUCAUUUAUUCAUUUGUUUGUUUGUUUGUUUGUUUAUUUAUUUAUUUAUAUGCCCCAAAGACUGUAAGCUCUUAGAAGACAGAGAUUAUUUGAUUUUGGUUUUUGUAUCUUCAAGAACAGAGCCUAAAUAACUAAUAAAUAUUAAAUUUGUAUUGUAUUUUAAUUGUAUUACUAUGGGCAAGGUCAUUGAGGGUAUUGCAUGAAGAAACAGAAAUGCUUUCUCUCAUCAGUGAAUGGCAAUAUGCUUUUAAUUCCUUGAUUAAUAGCAGUAAAAUGGUAUUUCCUAGAAAAGUGAGGUGAAAAAAACCUUAGCAUUUGUUGGUCUGCCUAGUUAUUCCUUAUGGAGCAUUCAUUGAAUGAAACAUUCCUAUCUGAGAUAGCUAAUUGGUAAGGAGAUUUGAACCAAAAUCUGAA
Molecule: messenger RNA, 2244 nt
Organism: Dromiciops gliroides (monito del monte)
Lineage: Eukaryota; Metazoa; Chordata; Mammalia; Microbiotheria; Microbiotheriidae
Gene: PTGDR
Product: prostaglandin D2 receptor
Exons: 2
Coding region: 198-1283 (361 amino acids)
Biological process (GO): positive regulation of cytosolic calcium ion concentration; G protein-coupled receptor signaling pathway; inflammatory response
Cellular component (GO): plasma membrane
Molecular function (GO): prostaglandin D receptor activity
Source: RefSeq, a predicted model, not a curated record